Acromyrmex echinatior (Panamanian leafcutter ant) is the source of this 1719-nucleotide messenger RNA. RefSeq lists its product as uncharacterized. Gene Ontology annotation, biological process: NADPH regeneration. The record is from RefSeq and is a predicted model, not a curated record. Gene Ontology annotation, molecular function: oxidoreductase activity; nucleotide binding. NCBI's taxonomy places the organism in Eukaryota, Metazoa, Arthropoda, Insecta, Hymenoptera, Formicidae. Gene Ontology annotation, cellular component: cytoplasm.
CAGCCUCGCACCGCAUCAGUUGCGUGUAAGCGCUACACUCAGCUAUACUAGACAAGAGUGGUGUACAUUACAUCAUUAUUACGCUAAAAUUCUGUUCCCGCUUGACUUCUAUUUUCAAAUUUUAGAUAUCACACUGGCUCUACACUGUUCCUUUGAGACGGUGUAGCAUAAAAUUUGCACCGUAGGAAACACGGUACACCGAAUGAAUUCGCUUGCUACCAGCCAUGGAAACAUGUCUGGUACACUGUCUGAAUGAUGCACUAGUGGACGAUAGUGCAGCCAAGAGAAAACACUAUAAUGCGCGUUGUUUGGUUUCCACUAAGCUCUUUUACGUGACUGACGCUUGGAUAAUGAUAUGCGUCACAGUAAGCAACUCCCACUUCCAUUUAUCUUUUCGUAUAUAAGAAGCUAUUAUCGGGGCAUCGUUGGCCAGAAACUGGUCUCUCAAUCACGACAGAUUUUGGAGAAUCAAAAUAUAUACAUAUAACUUGUAAUAAUGGCAACGGCGAAAUUCAAGGACACAUCUCCCUACGUCAAACCGAAGCCUUCGCCACCUGAGGAUGAUUACCUGUAUAAGAAAUAUUUAGAACACUUAACCCUGAAAACGGAGAAGGAACCGAUAGUUAAAGUGGCUUUGUUCGGCGUGGGUCAUGCCGGGACGAUACAUUUAAAGACUAUGAUUUCUAGUAGACGUGUCCAAAUUUUAUACAUUGUUGAGGAUGUCGAGAGUAAAUGGCAAAGUAUUCAAAAAUAUUGGCAUCUGGACAACGUUACCUUUCUAAGUAGCAAGCAGUGUGACAAAGUAUUCAAAGAUUCCAAUGUCGACGCGAUUUUCGUGACAACGCCGACUAUCACACAUAAAGAUAUAGUUAUUAAAGCUCUGCAAGCAAAGAAGGCAGUCUUCUGUGAGAAACCCAUAGCAGAGGAUCGUCCAAGCACCGUCAAAUGCUACGAGAUGGCCAAAAAAGUCGGCAAGCCACUAUUUACCGCGUUCAAUCGGCGAUUUGAUCCGAGUUAUUGGAAUUUGAAAGAACGAGUUCACAAAGGGGAGGUCGGACAUGUCCACAUGAUUAAAAAAGUCGCUCAUGACUCUCCUUUGCUCUCUCUAGAGUAUUUGAAAGUAUCUGGCGGUAUCUUCUACGAUUGCCUGGUCCACGAUAUCGACUUGAUUGUUUGGGUUCUCGGAGAAUACCCAGAUAAGGUUUCGGUCCUAGCUCAUGCAAAUAUCCCAGAAAUUAAAGCCAUUGGAGACUUCGACACGGUUGCAGUGAACUUCCAUUUUCCUUCAGGAACACUUGGCAUGAUCGAUUUAUCGCGCAACAGCCCAUACGGAUAUGAUCAACGACUGGAAGUCUUCGGUCCGAAGGGUAUGUUGCAAGCCGACGACAGACAGUUUCAUUCUGUUCAUGCAUAUAACGAACUACAAGGAAUUACCACCGCCCCGAUCUGGUACUCAUGGCCUAGUCGUUUUAUGAACGCCUACAUAAGAGAAUUUGAUCACUUCCUCGAUGUAGUACAUGGUAAGGUUGAAUCGGAGGUCAAAUCGAAAGACAUUCUAGCGGUGAGUAAAAUCGCUACGGCCUGUGAAGAAUCCGCUCGCUUGGGGAAAGUCGUGGAACUCAUAUGGACAAAAGACGAGUUGGGGGAUAACUUAUGAGGAAACAGCCAAAUUUGAGUAAAACUACAACAAAACUAUUAUUACAUCCGUAUAAUAUUAUU